Messenger RNA from Schistocerca americana (American grasshopper), 888 nucleotides. Its product is annotated as homeobox protein CDX-4-like. Bases 1 to 888 code for a protein of 295 amino acids. Gene Ontology annotation, cellular component: nucleus. NCBI's taxonomy places the organism in Eukaryota, Metazoa, Arthropoda, Insecta, Orthoptera, Acrididae. The transcript is spliced from 4 exons. The record is from RefSeq and is a predicted model, not a curated record. Gene Ontology annotation, molecular function: RNA polymerase II transcription regulatory region sequence-specific DNA binding; DNA-binding transcription factor activity, RNA polymerase II-specific. Gene Ontology annotation, biological process: animal organ morphogenesis; anterior/posterior axis specification; embryo development.
AUGGCGGAUCUGGGUGGAGGGGGGCGCGAAGGCGUGGGUGAACGGUGGGAUGGGGGAGGGGGCUUUGGGCAGUGGAGGGGGCAGGGGCUAGAGGUGGCCGCCGCGCACCUCUUAUUGCGGCGUUUACCACACCGCGCCGGGUCCCUUACACGGAUGCAGCGUGGGAACGCUUCUGCUACUGCGGCCUGGGCCUGUGCUAUCGUGAGUGGAGCAGAGCAGAGCAGAGCGGGGGAUCGUAAAAGGGCGGCCCGCGGCCCGGCCAGGGACCUGGGUAGGCUGAAGGCUCGGUCUGCGGCUCUCUCCUGUUUUUUUGUGCCGGCCGCGGCUCGCCUGUGGCGGCGGGCGGCGUCCGCUUUUAUUGGAGCUGCCGGGCCCGGCCGGACGUUUCAAUUGAGCGGCCUCGCAUCGCAUCGCAUCGCAGGCAUGGCGGCGGCGGCGACCCAGCAGCAGGUAGAGGCGGCCGGCUUUCUUCUGCUCUUCCCAGAAGAGCCGCGGGAGGCAGCACGCAAGACGCGGACCAAGGACAAGUACCGGGUGGUGUACAGCGACCACCAGCGCCUGGAGCUGGAGAAGGAGUUCCACUACAGCCGCUACAUCACCAUCCGCCGCAAGGCCGAGCUGGCGGCCAACCUGGGGCUCUCCGAGAGGCAGGUGAAGAUCUGGUUCCAGAACCGGCGCGCCAAGGAGCGCAAGCAGGUGAAGAAGCGCGAGGAGCUGCUGCACAAGGAGAAGAUGGAGGCGGUGCAGCAGCUGCACGCCGCGCAGCAGCAGCCGCCCCCGCAGCCGCCCCCGCAGCAGCCGCCGCCGCAGCAGCAGCAGCCGGUGCAGGUGCAGGUGCCGCCCCCGCACUGCCACGCGCACGCCCACGCGCUGGCGCCCGUCAUGUGA